Molecule: messenger RNA, 840 nt
Organism: Telopea speciosissima
Lineage: Eukaryota; Viridiplantae; Streptophyta; Magnoliopsida; Proteales; Proteaceae
Product: pathogenesis-related genes transcriptional activator PTI6-like
Exons: 1
Coding region: 1-840 (279 amino acids)
Biological process (GO): regulation of DNA-templated transcription
Molecular function (GO): DNA binding; DNA-binding transcription factor activity
Source: RefSeq, a predicted model, not a curated record
AUGUCGUUCUGUGCUCAUGGAGUUAAUGGUAGAAACGAAUACACUCAAUUCGACAGAGUACAACAACGGGUGAAGUUUUCGGAGCAUGUUCUCAGAACGACGAAGCUCCUCAGUCGAUCGGGAACGGAGAAUUCCGAUAAAAAACCAUUGCAGAGAACGAGAGGACCAAAAUUGGUGAGAAUAAGUUUCACAGAUGUCGACGCCACAGAUUCCUCAAGUGACGAAGAUGGAGGAGAGGAAAUCGUGCGGCGAGUGAGGAAAUACGUACAAGAGAUUGUAAUCGAUGUACCUACUACGAAGAAGAGAAGAAUGCAGUUGAAGGACGGUUAUGAGACUCACCGGAAACGUUUCAGAGGCGUACGGAGGCGGCAAUGGGGCCGUUGGGCGGCGGAAAUAAGAGAUCCGACUCGUCAAAAACGUUUAUGGCUUGGUACGUUUGAUACACCAGAAGAAGCUGCAACUGUUUAUAAUAAUGCCGCCAUUAGAUUGAAAGGUGCAGAUGCCAUUACGAAUUUUCCUGUAAAUUCACAGACGGAAACGGCGGUUGGUCAAGGCGACACUUCUUCUCCCAAGACCAUAAUGAGUCUCGUUUGCUCUUCCUCUCCCACAUCGGUGCUUCGCUAUGAUAGCCCAACAACAGCGCCCUUUGAUUCUGAAACCUAUAAUUUCGGACCUGGUGAUGGUGAUGUUGAUGGUUUCGGUUUUAAUAUCGAAUCACCUGUUCCAGUUGGAGAAAUGGAAUUUGCCAGAAACUGGUUUGGCGAAGAACAAAUUGGUGAGUUCGACAUUGACGAUGCCGAUGAUGAUUUCGCAUUGCAAUCGUCACUCUUCAGAUUAUGA